UUUAAGGCUGUGGUUCAAACAGGGUUCACCAUGUCUGACUCGGGGGAUUUGAACCCCAACCCUUCCAAGUGGAGUCUGCUGCAGAUUAGUGCCAUCUGCGCUUUUAGCUCACUCGGCUACUGCGGCUUUACGUCACUUCCGUUUUACGUUUAUGCACACACUGGCCUGUUCUUCUUCGCCUACUAUACUCUGCUGGUGCUGGUCUGUGUGCCGGUAUGUUACGUCCAGAUCAAGUUGGGGGCCCUGUACAAGAGGGGCCUCAUUGGGAUCUUCACACACCUGGUGCCCAUCCUCAAAGGUGUAGCGGCGGGCGCUGCUGAUCAUGACGUACUUCCGGUCCAUUACCCACGCUCUGGAAAUCAGCUAUGGCGUCUAUUACAUGUUUGCCUCGUGUCAGCAGCCCUACCCCUGGGGGAUACAGGAGGAGGUUAACAUGUCGUCCCAUGAAGCUAAGAUUACAAUUUUUGAUAACAUCAAGACAACACCAGAAGACAGUUAUUUUGU
Messenger RNA from Physella acuta, 504 nucleotides. RefSeq names its product sodium-dependent neutral amino acid transporter B(0)AT3-like. The record is from RefSeq and is a predicted model, not a curated record. NCBI's taxonomy places the organism in Eukaryota, Metazoa, Mollusca, Gastropoda, Physidae.